AUGUCGGUGAAACACGCCAUCGGCCGCGGCCUGGAGCUGGGCAGGUCGUUGAUCCAGCUCGGGCUCGGGCUGCUUAAACCCGGUGGGAGAGCGGCAGUGAAGCUCCGGGCCGAGCGUCUCCGUGGAGCGGCUGCCCCGCGGUCUGUGCCAUGUUCUGGGGCACACCGCUACCGCUAUUACCGCUGCUCCGUGCGAGGCCUGGCUGCUCAGCUCCAGGCUGCAGGCUUCAGGAGGCUCGGCGGGGGGUCUGUGAGGAACAGAGCCGUGUUUCUGGCGUUUGGACUCGGGCUGGGCCUGAUCGAGCAGCAGGAGGAAGACCGCAAGAGUAACGCCACCUGCCAGGAGAUACAAGCUGUAUUCAGAAAAAAACGAUUCCAGGCUCCAAUUCAACCUCUAAAUGUCUCUGGGUACAAACUGGAUGAUUACCUCUUUGGAAAUCAGAUUGGAAAAGGCUCAAAUGCAGCAGUAUAUGAGGCGGCUGCACGCUUUGCCCCUCUCCAUCCAUUGGACCACAAAAAGACUCCUCCGGAAGUCCUUAAAGACGAUGAAGAAAAACAUGUCAACUUCAUAUCCUGCUGUUCUCUCAGAAACUUCCCCUUGGCUAUUAAGAUGUUGUGGAACUUUGGGGCUGGGUCGUCCAGUGAAGCCAUUUUGAAGUCCAUGUCUCAGGAGUUGGUGCCUGCAGCUCCAUUGGCCGUGAAGCAGGAGAUUGAGCAGAUCAGUCUGGAUGGACAAUUUGGACUAGUGCCCAGAAGAGUCACAGCACAUCCUAACGUGAUCCGAGUGCACCGCGCCUUCACUGCUGACGUGCCACUGCUGCCUGGAGCUCAGGAGGAGUACCCGGCUGUUCUGCCUGCCCGACUCCAUCCACAUGGCCUCGGCAACAACCGCACACUGUUUCUGGUCAUGAAGAAUUACGGGCUUACUUUGAGGCAGUACUUGGAGCGGUGCACUCCCAGCCACAGACACGGAUCUCUGAUGAUUCUGCAGCUUCUCGAGGGCGUGGACCAUCUCUGCAGGCAAGGAGUGGCACAUCGGGAUCUCAAGUCUGACAACAUCCUGCUGGAGUUUGACGCAGAUGGUUGUCAAAGAUUAGUAAUCACUGACUUUGGCUGCUGCCUGACCCAGAGGGACUCCAGUUUGCAGCUACCAUUCAACAGUUUUUGGGUGAACAGAGGAGGGAAUGCUUCACUAAUGGCACCCGAGGUGGCCAGCGCGGUCCCCGGGCCUGGAGUGGUGAUCGACUACAGCAAGGCGGACGCUUGGGCUGUGGGGGCGAUGGCCUAUGAGAUCUGUGGUCAGCCCAACCCCUUCUACAGAGAAGUGGGCCUUGAGAGCCGGAAAUAUCACGAGUCCGAUCUGCCAGCUCUGCCCUCCACUGCCCCGGCCGAGAUACAACUAGUGACCCGACUGCUGCUGAGAAGGAACCCACAGAAGGUGACCAGGCUUCACCAUAUUUGUGGGGUUAGGGCGAUGACCUUGGUAGUUAUGGCACCUACAAGCAGGUGA
Molecule: messenger RNA, 1509 nt
Organism: Knipowitschia caucasica
Lineage: Eukaryota; Metazoa; Chordata; Actinopteri; Gobiiformes; Gobiidae
Source: the annotation of a GenBank genome assembly